Malaya genurostris is the source of this 2087-nucleotide messenger RNA. RefSeq names its product SOX domain-containing protein dichaete. NCBI's taxonomy places the organism in Eukaryota, Metazoa, Arthropoda, Insecta, Diptera, Culicidae. The record is from RefSeq and is a predicted model, not a curated record. Gene Ontology annotation, biological process: anatomical structure morphogenesis; regulation of DNA-templated transcription; cell differentiation. Gene Ontology annotation, molecular function: RNA polymerase II cis-regulatory region sequence-specific DNA binding; DNA-binding transcription factor activity, RNA polymerase II-specific. Bases 309 to 1247 code for a protein of 312 amino acids. The transcript has a single exon.
CAACUAUUCAGUACGAGUUUGGCUCUUGUGCAGUGAAGUCUAGUUUUUUUGCUGCAUUGAAUAACUUUGUCGUGAUUUUUGUUGUUGCAAAACAGUUGAUAAACGAGUUCUAUUGUAGUCUGAACGAACUGCAAUUAGUGGGAUAAUCGAUAUCAAAAGGUUUCAUUCAAAGUGUUGAAAGUGAUUCAACGUACCAGUGAUAAUAAACACUAAUAAAACGAACAGAUAUUCUAAAGACUGAUUCGACAAUCGAAAAAUCAGAGUGUUUUUUUUUAAAUAAUUGUGAGUCACCAGAACCUUGAAUCAACAUGAUUAACCACAGUAUGGCUAGUUUGACCCAUCCGCACUACGGAUUCUCGCUCGGAGGUCAGAUGGAUAUGCCGCCGGCAGGAGAUUACGCACCUCAGCCCAACCAUAGCCCAGGAAGUGUGGAUGUGAAACCUCGUCUCAGUUUUCCACCGACUUCUCUGGCAGGAUUUCAAACACAUACGCCCACACAUCACGGAUCACAGCAGACCUCUCCGGGACAGGAUGGACAUAUCAAGCGUCCGAUGAAUGCCUUCAUGGUCUGGUCCCGACUUCAGCGCCGUCAAAUCGCUAAGGAUAAUCCAAAGAUGCACAAUUCGGAAAUCUCCAAGCGUCUCGGAUCGGAAUGGAAACUGCUAACUGAAGCUCAGAAGCGUCCGUUUAUCGAUGAAGCUAAGCGGCUACGUGCCAGCCACAUGAAGGAACACCCCGACUACAAAUACCGUCCACGUCGCAAGCCGAAGAAUCCGUUGAGCAAUGCAGCAAACGGUCUUCCAAUCAGUAUGCAACAGGCCGGCAAAGCAGCCCUCGGAUCAUCAUAUCCGUUCCCGCAGCUUCCACCAUAUUUCGCACCAACUCACCAUCUCCAGCAGCUGGAGCAGCACUACUCGGUUCCAUACUUUGGCGGAUUUGAUCCACUAACCCUGUCUAAGCUGCAUCAGUCACAGCAGAGCAUGCACAGCACUUCGCCGACCGGCAUGGAAGCACAGAAAACCCAACAGAUGCCACCGACCUCGUUGAGUUCGUUCUACUCCAAUAUCUACAGUGGAAUUUCGGCAGCCGCGGCCGCCGCACCUCUGUACGCCGCCCAUUCCAACAGCCUGUACAACACAUCCGCGUCAUCCGCCUCGCCCGGAUCCAGUCCCAGUGCAUCGCAGCAGUCCAGUGUACUACCCGAUAUCGAGAACUCGAUGCGACGGCCCGUGCAGGUCAUCUACUGAAGUGUUAGUUAAGCUGAUUGCUUUCGUUUCUAGCUUGAUUUAACAAACAGUGAUCACGUAUCUCAGAAUUAGCAGUAUUUUGUAGUUCAGUUUCGAAACAUGUUGAUUUCCUGCGAAUGGGUAACCUGAUUCCGCGUGUACAUAUUAGUGGUUAUGAUUGAUGAAAGAAGGCGAUGACGCAUCGUUCGUCAGUAGGAAGAAGCGUGCUACAUAUUUAAUUUAUUCAUGUGAAAUUUUCGAUAAGUAUAGCGACAGAAAGGAACGAUACCCCUCACAUCAUAGUAGGCUUUUUAUUAUUAUUUCUCAGCACGGACCGAAUGAGUACUGAAGGUUCUUAUUUACUGUAAAUAGUCGAAGAAUUGUUGGCACGCCGAACAACCGGUGUGUGUGUCUGGAGGAUUUUUUUUAUCCAGGAACCCAGGAAUUGGUACUCUAGACGACCAGUUCCAAUCGAAAUAUACGGUCAAAACUGUACUGAAAAAUAUAAGAAAUAGGCUAAUGAUUGCUGUAAAGUUUUACUCUAAUGUUAGUUUCGUUUUUUGUUCGUUUGUUUUUUAUAGUAACAUGAUUGGUUUCCAAUAAUAUACAUUAAAAUUGAAGGAAUUUGAGAUUAUUUUACAUCUCAGAGUAAACCGGAACUAGAAUCCCUUCGUUCGUUAGGUUAAGCAAACAUGAAGGAUGCAAGCUUUAUACUCUUCUAUCACCGUAUAGUGUUAUGAAACGGAUAUCAUCAGAGGGAACGACUCAGCCGAUCUUAUCGAUUAUUCCAAUAGUGUAGCAGAAUAAUAUUAUUUGUUAUUAUGAGUAAAGAAAUCAAUUGUAUCAGAAAUAAAACAUUCA